Messenger RNA from Notolabrus celidotus (New Zealand spotty), 3334 nucleotides. RefSeq names its product sodium/potassium transporting ATPase interacting 1 (gene nkain1). The record is from RefSeq and is a predicted model, not a curated record. Gene Ontology annotation, biological process: regulation of sodium ion transport. NCBI's taxonomy places the organism in Eukaryota, Metazoa, Chordata, Actinopteri, Labriformes, Labridae. The transcript has 8 exons. Bases 867 to 1490 code for a protein of 207 amino acids.
GUUUCCCGGUGAUUGUCAUAUGGCCUCGCGAUAACCGCCUCGGCGUUGGUUAUCUUCCUCUUCAUCAGUGAUAGCUGACCUGCCCUGACUGUGCAGCUCACUGUGUUAGUGUGUCGCACUGGUCAUGGUAAGUAGCUGAGAUUAAACAAGGCUCAUCAUUGUGUUGUUUCCGCUCUGAAUAACCGCAGGCAGAGGAGACGAGCAGCAGCAGCGGGUCAGCGGGCUCUCCUCGGACUCACAGCAGAGAGGAGGGGGGGAGGCACAGACUUUAUUCUCGACUGUCUGAACCUCCUCCACCACCGCGAGCCCCGCUUUCUUUUGUGUGCUCCUUUCGAACACCUCGCGGGGCGCAACUCGGCCGCGCGCACGCACGCACGCGGGUCUGCAGAUUCCAUGCAGCUCCUCCUCGAGGGGGUCGCGGUGACUGAGAGCCCCCACCCCCUCGUCUCUCUCUCUCCCCCCGGCUCCUCCUGCGCCCGCCCCGGCACCGAUUGUUGACAAAAGACGCUGCGAGACGGAGCGAAGGAGACCGGUCUUGGUGUGGCCGAGGUGAUUCUGUUGUCGGUGGUGGUCGGACCGCAGCAGGCCGGCGUGAACUGGACCCCUCCUCUUCCUCCUCUCCUCUCUCCUUCCUGAAAACCACCCGUGAUUGGUAUUUACCCACAACACCAGCGGCCAAGAUGGGUCACUCACUGUGAGUAACAUCCCCGGAUCAGCGUUAAAGGAGGAGGAGGCGGCGGCCUUAGGCAGGUUUACUCAGCCGGGAAUGGUGUGAGCUGAGACGGUCAGGCAGUCUGGAUCUGACCGGGGACCCGUCAUUCCCCCGGAGCCUCCGCGGCCCCAAGCCGCGUCCUGAGCCCUCCAAGAUGGGGAAGUGCGACGGAAGAUGCACCCUGUUGGUGAUUUGCUCGCUGCAGUUGAUGGCAGCCCUCCAAAGGCAGGUGUUUGAUUUUCUGGGCUACCAGUGGGCUCCUAUACUGGCCAACUUCUUGCACAUCAUGGCCGUCAUCCUGGGUAUGUUCGGCACGGUGCAGUUUCGCUUCAGAUACCUCAUCUUUUAUGCAGUAUGGCUGGUCCUCUGGGUGGGCUGGAACUCCUUCAUUAUCUGCUUCUACCUGGAGGUUGGAAACCUGUCUCAGGACAGAGACUUUCUCAUGACGUUCAACACAUCCCUCCAUCGCUCUUGGUGGAUGGAGCACGGUCCUGGUUGCCUGGUAACGCCAGUGCUAGACUCUCACAUGGCCCCUGAUGACCACCAUGUCAUCACUGUGUCUGGGUGUCUCCUUGACUACCAGUACAUAGAGGUGUUGAGUUCAGCCAUGCAGGUCCUACUGGCUCUCUUCGGUUUUGUCUACGCCUGCUAUGUGAGCAAAGUCUUCCAGGAUGAUGAGGACAGCUUUGAUUUCAUCGGUGGCUUUGAUUCGUAUGGAUAUCAGCCUCCUCAGAAGUCCUCCCAUCUGCAACUGCAGCCUCUUUACACGGCUGGAUAACUGCUGGUAGCGCCCCCUUCAGGCCAAACCCUGACGGUGUCACUGUGGAUGGAAAGCGGCAGCGGUUGCCUUGGUUACACUCACUCUGUGUUUCACAGUUUAGGACUUAACCCCACCCAGAGGGAGCAACUCCUGUGCGUGUGUGUGUGUGCUUGUGUCUGAGAAAGAGAAUUACAGCCCUGAUUAGAAUGUACGGAGCUCAGGGAAGAACCAGCAUGCCAGGUGGUGUGAGGAGAUGGAGGAGGAGGAGGAGGAGGAGGAGGAGGAGGAGGAGGAGGGAGAAGAGGGGGGAGGAGCUGGGGACACCUCUGUCAAAUCACCAAGGACACACUUCACUAAACUGCCAGCUCUCAACACUCCCACAAGUGUGCGUGUGUGUAAUGUGUGUGUGUAACUCAACAAGACUUAGCUGGUGCUUUGUGGUAGCACCCUGGACUUUUACCACUCAAUAUCCCUAUGUUCUGUUUUUUUUUUCUAUUUUAUUUUUAAUUUGAGUGCUUGUGUGUGUGUGUGUGUGUGUGUGUGAGUGUGUGUGUGUGUGUGUGUGAGUGAGUGAGUGAGUGAAUGCGAGUGUGGGGCUGGGGCUGGGGAUAAGGGUGGGGGUCACGUUAUAAAAAGAGGCACGGCUCGUACCUGUUGUUGUUUUAGAGUGUGGUGAUGUCAAACUAGAGCAGUUUUACGGUUUCUUUUCCCAAAGCCAUCUAUGCAUCCUUACAUACUGUUAAAUUUCACCGUUGUCAUUAAAGCUUGUCAAAUUAAAGCCCUGGUCUGAUGAGAAAACAAAGCAGAGCUGGUAGAGUUAAAAGAAUGGACUCUUUAAAGGAUCGGGCUGACAAUAUUAUGUACUUUUUAAGCUUGAGCAACAACAAUGACGUGUUCUUCUCUCUGUCAGUACUUUUUAAAAUUGUUUGUGUCUCUCUGUCCCCAGUUUGUUUCAUCCUAGAGCUGUAAAUCUUGGCACAGAAAUAUACCUCUGUUUCAAAAAGGUUAAAAAAUACCCUGAAAUAUCUGGGGACUGUAGCAUUUUGCAAAUGUCACUCAAACAGUGGUUUAAACUUUGCUCAUUGGGGACUAAUUUUAGCUGCAUAUGUGAACAGAAAGUAUUUACAGCAGCAAGAUGGUGUAUGUUAUAAUAAGGACAUGAUAAUGGGGGAACAUGUCACCAAAUAAAGUUUUGGAAGCGAUUGUAUAUCAAAGAAGAAUAUAUAUUUACACUGCUUGUUGGAUUUUUACAUUGAUGGUUCAGGUGUGACAAAAGGAAAAAUAUAAAAUAUAACCAGCCUUAUCCUUUAAAGUUCAGGUCUACAACAAAAAUCAACACAAAUGUCCACAUACUGGAUGUUUUGUUUUUCAGGUAAUAAAAUGAGCAGCCUCUACAUGUAUUUCUGUUGAUAAGGGAUGCAGAUGGCUUUGGGAUCAGGCAUUUGUCUCUUUUGGUGGGGGGAGCAGGGGGAUACUGUGCAUGUAAAUAACCAGCCAAUGAUUGUUUUGUUGGUUCCAUUUAGAAAAAGGGGGGAGGGUUGCAUUAGGGGAUUGGGUUGGGCUGGGGGGAGACAGACACAUCAAAGUUUUUCUUCAUAUCUGUUUCUCUUGUUCCCUCUUCCUACGGUUUGCAGUUACUCUCCCCUUAAGCUACAUUCACCUGAUCCAGCGAGGGAGCAGGGUCAUAAAAGAGACCCCACAGGGAAAUAUAUUAUGAACAUAUGCAUUAACACGCUCUCAGUAGUUUUGUCGAUGCUCCUGGAAGCAGGCAGAGGGAAGGAGGGAGACAGGUCUGAGGUGAAGACCCCGUAAUUAGUGUAAGUUGCAGUUUGAAAUAAUAAAAAUACACUUUCUACAUGAAA